Helobdella robusta is the source of this 510-nucleotide messenger RNA. RefSeq lists its product as hypothetical. Bases 1 to 510 code for a protein of 169 amino acids. Lineage: Eukaryota; Metazoa; Annelida; Clitellata; Rhynchobdellida; Glossiphoniidae. The record is from RefSeq and is a predicted model, not a curated record. The transcript has 2 exons.
AUGGCCAAAUCUAGCGAUGUAGAUGUUUUUGGGUUAAAGUUUCUAAAUAGUCACUUCUGGAGAGGUGUUGUACAGCUAGCUCUGUUCCUUUUAACUCUAACAAAAAUAGUUCACCGAACAAUAACGUUAAACAUUUCUCCAAAUUUAAAAACAAAUAAUAAUAAUAUUUUACUUGAUAAUCCAAAUAACCGGCUGACUUUUUGUUGCGGCAAACCUUGCAAAGAUCGGAAAGGACUGUCAAUGCAUCAAAGAGUAUGUAAAGUUUACAAAUCUCUCAAGUCCAGGAAGUCCGAGGUGGAACCAAACAACAGCGAGGACAACAAUCCAACAACAUUCCAACACACGUCAACUCCAACAACUACUCCAAAACCAUUUCCUGGAAUAAAACUGUCCAAAUCGUCAUCGCAUUGGGCUGAAGCCUAUGUAUUUUUCCAUAUGGAACUGAAGUGUCUUGAGGACAGCCUGGAUGUUGACAGCUUCGCCAUCAGUUUUCAAAAUAUAAUCUACUAA